AUACACUAAAGACUCAAUGAAAUCAUUUAAGUCAUUGGACUCCUACAGCUACUUCGUGAAUGGAUUUGUCCAGGCCAUACUGUAUUCUUCAGUUAGUGCUGAUAGCCCUGUGUGUGUACUUCGAAGCAGAGUCACUCAUUCACAGAGCUUGACCAAACCCCCUGUGAGUACCUGGAUUAUGAUCAACAAAUCCACAGGAUCAGUAGUUGCUGCUCACUGCAUGUGCAUGGCAGGGCUUGGAGAGGCAUGCAGCCAUAUUGCAGCAGUAAUGUUCAAGUUGGAGGCAGCGAACCGCCUAGGUUACACUUCACAGGCAUGUACUGAAAAGGCCUGUAGUUGGAACAAAGACUGCAUGAAUGGGAGGGACUUAGACCCAUGUACCCUUAAAGAUCUUAGCUUCACAAAGCCUAAACAUCAGUCAAGUCAAGGCCGGCAAGAAAAUAGGUCAGUACGCCCACUCAACCGUACAUCAACAGCCACUUUAGGAGAUCUUGAUUUAGAUGCAUUUAAAAGGUGUUUAGAGUUAGAGGGCCAUCAAAAUGUUACACUGUGGGAUGUUGGGCUCUACAUAGACCCAGAUUCACCAUUUCUUGGAGCAUCUCCUGAUGCCAUGGUCAGUUGCACAUGUUGUGGGGUGCAGUGUGUGGAGGUUAAAUGUCCACACAACAACAAAAAAUGCACACAACCUAGAUCCACAAAGUUUUGCUGGAGCCAAAGCCAUUGA
This is a messenger RNA of Patiria miniata (bat star), 724 nucleotides long. RefSeq lists its product as uncharacterized. Gene Ontology annotation, molecular function: zinc ion binding. Bases 17 to 724 code for a protein of 235 amino acids. NCBI's taxonomy places the organism in Eukaryota, Metazoa, Echinodermata, Asteroidea, Valvatida, Asterinidae. The record is from RefSeq and is a predicted model, not a curated record. The transcript has 3 exons.